AUCUCAUGCUUCACAUAAAUCCACCGACCGGGCAUUGAAGAGCAAAGUGAAGUAGGUGGCAGCUGAUGAGCCUCUUCAAUGAGCACUGCAAGCAACCGGAGAUCACACUCCCCCAUGCCUCCACUAUAUCUGCACUCCUCUACUGCUUCAUCCCUUAGCAUCAUCAUCCAUGGCCUCCACGGCUGAAGUGUUAGUGGCGGUGAAGUCCUCGCCGGACAGGUUCUGGGAAGCCAUCCGUGGCUCCACCGAGCUCUUCCCCAAGGUCUUCCCCGAGCAGUACCAGAGCAUCGAGAUCGUCGAGGGCGAUGGCCGCAGCGCCGGCACCGUCCGCCUGCUAAAAUACGCCCAGGGAGUUCCACUGGUGACGUUCGCCAAGGAGAAGAUCGAGGAGGUGGACGACGCAAGCAAGCAGGUGUCGUACAGCCUGAUCGACGGCGAGCUGGUGAGCUACUACAAGAACUUCAAGGCCAGCCUGAAGGUGGAACCCAACGGCGACGGCAGCCAGGUGAAGUGGUGCAUGGAGUACGAGAAGGCCAACAUAGAGGUCCCUGACCCGGACCUCGUCACGGAGACGGCGACCAAGACCUUCAGUGCCUUGGAUGAGUACCUCGCCAAGAACUAGGAAUGCUAAGGCAGUGAGAAUAAAGCCAAGAACGACAUGCCUGUGUCAUGGCCGUGCUCGGCAAUGGGAUCUUCUGGUGUUGGAAUCAUCAGCUCUGUGCUCGUCUUUGGAUCAAAACUAAAAACAAUGGAAAUGAUUGAAAGAACA
Molecule: messenger RNA, 769 nt
Organism: Musa acuminata subsp. malaccensis (wild Malaysian banana)
Lineage: Eukaryota; Viridiplantae; Streptophyta; Magnoliopsida; Zingiberales; Musaceae
Product: MLP-like protein 423
Biological process (GO): defense response; abscisic acid-activated signaling pathway
Molecular function (GO): abscisic acid binding; signaling receptor activity; protein phosphatase inhibitor activity
Source: RefSeq, a predicted model, not a curated record